Molecule: messenger RNA, 2296 nt
Organism: Phyllopteryx taeniolatus (common seadragon)
Lineage: Eukaryota; Metazoa; Chordata; Actinopteri; Syngnathiformes; Syngnathidae
Gene: slc15a5
Product: solute carrier family 15 member 5
Exons: 10
Coding region: 1-2100 (699 amino acids)
Biological process (GO): transmembrane transport
Cellular component (GO): membrane
Molecular function (GO): transmembrane transporter activity
Source: RefSeq, a predicted model, not a curated record
AUGGAUUUCGGAAAUCAGAUGCAUAAGAUGAUUUAUAUUUACCCAAUAGAUCAAUGUAAAGAUUUCAACCCCAAACCUCAGAACUGUGAGGUAGAUAGUGUGAGCACUCGAGCACUCGUGCUGCCGCUGCAGUCUUCCUCUUCACUACAUUUCAUGUUUGCACAUCAAUGUGAUGUGGAGCUGGAUCCUCUCCUGACAUUUACAGUCAUGCCACAUAUAGAGACAAGAAAACCAUUCUCACUAACAUUUACACUGUCGCUGGAGAAGAACCUGAAACCGCAACGCCUGCACAGACGCCAGAAGGCCUGUUCUUCACAUUCAGAGCUCUGCAACUUCACAGAGCACAUCCAUCCCAUCCAUCAGUUUGCAGGCGGGAUGGUGGCGGGAGAAGUUCAGAGACUGCCAGACGGCAAACGCCACCAACGGCGGCUCUCCAAGACACCUCAUCCGGACCGGAGAGCAUCACCGGGGAGCCGCAAGAAGCUCCAAGUCAUCAUUUGUGUUCUGCUGGUGGAGCUGUGUGAAAGAUUCACAUUUUUCGGCAUUGUAUGCAACAUGAUUCUCUUUUGCACCGUGAAGCUGGGCUACGACAACUACAUGGCUGCCACGGUCAACUUGUGCUUCAUAGGGGCCAGCACCCUCACCCCUGUGCUGGUUGGCUGGUUCGCCGAAACCUGCCUAGGAAGAACCAAGGUGCUCUACGUGUGCACUUUCCUCCAUUUCUUUGGCACGGCCAUGUUGCCUGUGGUCGCGUUCCCUUUCGAAGAUUUUUACACGGACACUCAUCACAUGAGUCACAAGUUGGAACCUCAAGAGCAGCAGGCCCUGUUCUACACCGGCCUCCUGGCUGCCGCGCUGGGCAUUGGCGGCAUCCGGGCCAUCCUGUGCCCCUUGGGAGCAUACAGCCUGCAGAACUACAAUCAAUACCAGCUACUGGGCUUCUUCAACUGGUUCUACUGGUUGGUUAACCUGAAUUCCACUGUUGUGUUUCUGGGUAUUGCUUACAUCCAGCAAUCUGUGGCCAAAAAUCUGGGUUUCCUAAUCCCCUUUACGUCUGCACUGCUGGCACUCAUUGCCAUACACAUGAUGCGCAACAAACUCACCUACAAACCCAAGAAAGGCGGAUCCUUACUGACGACGCUUGGAGUUUUCUUGAACUCCCUCAAGAUGUGCUGCCUUCACUAUCGCCACCUCAGCGGAGAUGUGCCAUCUUGGUUGGACCGGGCGAAGGAGAACAACGGCGGCCGGUACAGCGAGACUCACGUGGAGAACGUCAAAGUCUUGGCCAACCUCUUCCCUCUUUAUGGACUCCAACUGCUCUACAGAGCCUGUGUCACUCAGAUCCCCUCGGGAUACUACAUCCAGACGAUGAACUCCAACCUUCACCUGAGUGACGUCCUGUUGCCCAUCGGCGCCAUGAACGUCAUCAGCAUUUUACCUCUGCUCGUAUUGGCCCCGCUGAUUGAGUGCGUCAACAGCUGCUCGCUCUCCAUGGCAAAAACUCCACUCGCGCCCACAAGAGUCAUCACUCUGGGACACGCGUGUGCAGCUCUGUCCGUCCUGGCGUCGGGUUUAUCUGAGCUGCACAGGAAGGCUUUCCCCCUGGUGGAGCAAAGCCUCUCCGGGAAGGUUCUGCAAGUAUCGUCCAUGCCGUGUUUCCAGCUGGCUCCGCAGUACAUCCUACUCGGACUGGCUGAGGCUCUGGUCACUCCGGCAUGUUCCCUGAUCUCUUUCCAGCUGACCCCCAGACACAUCCGAGGAAUCUCGCUGCACUUUCUCACACUGUCCUACGGGGGAGGCUGCUUCCUAGGAGCCAUCUGCAUUCAGUUGGUCUACUUCGUGUCUGGAGGUUCCUUUUAUCCAAGUGUCCUGCAUGACGGGAAUCUGGAGAGAUUCUUUUUCUUAAUGGCCACGCUGAUGGCGAUGAAUACUUUGGUGUAUUGGAGUAUAUCACACAGGUACAUGGAUCUGAGCGCGCGGGGUAAAGCGCUGACCGUCAGCCCACUCGCGGAGAAGCUUCUUCAGUACAAAGGAUGCCUGCGGUACUAUGACACCAUGGACCAGUCGUACACAAACAAGUCCUGCGACUCCAUCAUCUGACAGCCUUUCAAAGUCACCUCGACGCUCUGCUCGCUGCUGCUGUCAACUCGAAUGUACUUUGGUCGUUUUGUCAUGAUUUGCCGAGAACUGUGGGCUGCGUAUUGUGUCUUAGGGCUACAUUUGUAUAUUCAAAUAAGAGUAUGCUGUAUAUAAAACUGCUACUAUAAAUAGCAUAGAACAAUAAAACAAAAUAUGA